UUCACCAUUUUACUCGCCAUUUCAUACGGAAAAACAAAACAAAAAAAAACAAAAAAGGAUGUCGUCAACCAUGUUUGUUCCCUAACACACUCGCUGGUUUGUUAGGCCCCGUUGGUUGGUUGCAUGGCAUUUGGGUUUUGUGGGGUUUUGCAUCAUCAAUAGGGUUGUCCUUGGAACUCUGUUCCCAUUAUUUCUAUCAAGUUUUGAACCCAUUAGCUUCUUUCUUUUUUUCAGAAUUUGUCCAUAACGCACAAGUUGGAGAGCUUAGAGGUCAAUGUUAUAUCGCUCCCAUUGUUUUGUUUUCACUUUUCAGGAUUCAUUAGACCAGUAAAUUAAGCUCUCCAGAUCUUCCUUUGAAAUUAUAAAAUCAUUCUGAGUAUAUUUUUGUGACUUUUUUUUUAUGAUCAUGGCAAACAUAUAGGUGUGGAAGCUUUUGUUAGAUUCAAAAGUUGGGGUGUCUAGGAUUUUAAAUACAUUUAAACGAAUAAUUUUCAUCAUCAGAAAAUAUUAAGAUUCUCAUUUUGAGUAUCUGAAUCUAAAAGGUGUGAAGAAAUGAGCUGCUUUUCAUGUUUUUCUUCCCACGAUAAAAAGGUAGCAAAGAGGCCUAAUAAUAACAAUGGAAGGAGGAUACAACCUCCUGCUGUUCAAUCUCCUAAGGGAGCAGCCCCACCUCAGCCAGAGAAUCAUUAUCACAAGGCAAGGGCAAAGCCACCAACAGAUCCAAAAAUAAACAGAGAGGCCAAUAAAGAUACUGGGAACAAUAACAACAACAUUGCUGCCCAAACGUUCACCUUCAGGGAAUUGGCUGUUACUACAAAGAACUUCAGGCAGGAGAAUCUAAUAGGUGAAGGUGGAUUUGGGAGGGUUUAUAGAGGAAAACUUGAAAAAACAAACCAGGAAGUAGCUGUGAAGCAACUUGACAGGAAUGGAUUGCAAGGGAACAGAGAAUUUCUUGUUGAAGUGUUAAUGCUGAGCCUCUUGCACAAUCAAAAUCUAGUGAAUUUAAUUGGAUAUUGUGCUGAUGGAGAUCAGAGGUUGUUGGUUUAUGAGUACAUGCCUUUGGGAUCUCUUGAGGACCACCUACUUGAUCUUCAUCCACAACAAAAGCCUCUAGAUUGGUUCACGAGAAUGAAAAUAGCUUUGGAUGCUGCAAAAGGUCUAGAAUAUUUGCAUGACAAGGCGAAUCCCCCGGUGAUCUACCGCGACUUAAAGUCUUCCAACAUCUUGCUGGACAAUGAUUUCAAUGCAAAGCUCUCUGAUUUUGGACUAGCGAAGCUGGGACCAACAGGGGACAAGUCUCAUGUGUCUUCAAGAGUAAUGGGAACUUAUGGAUAUUGUGCCCCUGAGUAUCAAAGAACUGGACAGCUCACUGUGAAAUCAGAUGUGUACAGCUUUGGAGUAGUUUUGCUCGAAUUGAUCACAGGAAGGAGAGCCAUUGACAACACAAGAUCAGCAAGGGAACAGAACCUAGUUUCUUGGGCAUAUCCAGUAUUCAGGGACCCUCAUAGAUACCCAGAAUUAGCAGAUCCCAUUCUUGAAGGAAACUUUCCAAUGAGAUCACUACACCAAGCAGUGGCAGUAGCAGCCAUGUGCCUGAAUGAGGAGCCCUCAGUGAGGCCCUUGAUCAGCGACAUCGUGACUGCUCUUAGCUUCCUUGGGAGAACUCCAGGGAGCCAAGACCCUGUAAGAAUCGCACCUGUUGAUAUGCCCUCCCCAAAACAUGAGCCAGAGCAACUACAAGACGACACUACUAGUGCCACAUUGAAUCUUCUUGACAAUGAUAGUGCCAUGGAACGCCAAAAAGCAGUUGAUGAAGCCAUUGAAUGGGGUUCAAAUUCUAGGAACAAUAAACCAGCGCGUCGUGACAGUUCUUCCUCUUUGUAAAUCAACACUACAAUUACAUGAAUGACACAUACGCUUUCAUUCUAAUAAUGUACGUAUAUAUUUGAGAGAAUACGAGGGAUAUCAGGAUUCAAGACAGGGAAAACUCUAGAGCUUUUCUUUAUGAACUUCAAUUCUAUUAUCUUCAUUAUGGUGAAAAGCUUUUCAUGGA
Messenger RNA from Lotus japonicus, 2053 nucleotides. Its product is annotated as probable serine/threonine-protein kinase PBL26. Gene Ontology annotation, molecular function: protein kinase activity; ATP binding. The transcript is spliced from 5 exons. Bases 553 to 1884 code for a protein of 443 amino acids. The record is from RefSeq and is a predicted model, not a curated record. Lineage: Eukaryota; Viridiplantae; Streptophyta; Magnoliopsida; Fabales; Fabaceae. Gene Ontology annotation, biological process: protein phosphorylation.